GCGGCCUCCGCCGGGUGACCGUAGCGACCGGGCCGGGGCGGCCGCCGAGGGCCGGUCCGCUGCCGGCCUGCUGAGCUCGGCAACAAGUGAAAAAAGACCCGGUGUUGCAACACGGGCCGCAAAGCGAAACUCGGGGCUGGGUGUUUUUCGCUCGGCGUGAAAUGAGCGAAAGGAUCGCGGCGCGUAUUUUCUUUCGACCAACCCUCCAAAAAUCCUCCGCCGCGCUUCAGCCUUGCCCCUUCUCCCCGCCUUGAAGUGCACAAGGGAAAUCCUGUGACAUUUCAUGGGCAGACAGAUCGCUCCGAUAAGCUCGGAGCACUCGCAUCUAUGGAGCUGUACUGAAAGAGAAUUAACAAUGAUUGGUAGUAUCUAUGAAAAUGAUUCAUUGUGCAGUCAGACAUUCACCCCAGCAGCUAUUUGGAGUGUUGCUUCCUUUAACUUUUAAGAUGCACCAAGGAAUGGCAUCCUACGUUUGCUCAGCAUACUGUUGCUAAAUCUUUGUAACUUAACUUGAGAACUAAGUUUCUGGAUGUAAAAGGAAUCAUUAAUUAUCAUGCACUGUGAAGUCACCAACAUUUUAAUUUUAGAAUAAGUCAUAUCAUGUUGCUUGAGUUUCAGACAUCUGAAUGAUUUUCUUAACCACUUAAACCCACUUUUCUCUCAGAAUUAAAGAUCUCUUAGAGUUAGAAACUAGUUGCAUGAGUUAAAACUGUAGUUGACAAGAAAAAAAAGUUUAUCUCUUGGUUCAAACCAAGACUGAAGUUUCAAAUUAGAACGCAAAAUGCGAGGGAAAUUGAUGAGCACUGUGAAAGUGAGUUAAAAUAGCUCUUCUGUUUGCAUUAUUCAAAUAUAAAUUCCAGAUUUCAAGAAGAACAGGAAAUGAUAAAUAAACCAGACAUAAGUACACAUGUUUUCUUGGUAGUACAUGCACAAGGAUUUUGGAAAAGAUUGUAAUUUGUAAAGAGAAAAUAGAAUGUUUUAAGCAGUCAGAAAGUAUUGGAUCUAAUAAGUGUUAAGCAUCUACCAAAACAUCAUCCUUUAAAGAAUGAGAAAAGACUGACUCAGGUUUGUUUCAGAUAAGGUUAUAAGGAAAAUCUGACCUUAAGGCCAGAGCAGCACUGCUGCAGGUGGUAUGUACACAGGAUUUCACCGAAGUUUUAUCAGACAGCAGUCCAUUGUACCAGCCCACCCAAUGGCUCCUCCUAGUCCCAGCACCACCAGCAGUAAUAACAACAGUAGUAGCAGCAGCAACUCAGGAUGGGAUCAAUUAAGUAAAACAAACCUUUACAUCAGAGCACUGCCUCCAAACACCACUGAUCAGGACCUGGUAAAAUUAUGCCAACCGUAUGGGAAAAUUGUAUCCACAAAGGCUAUUUUGGAUAAGACAACAAACAAAUGCAAAGGUUACGGUUUUGUUGACUUUGACAGCCCAGCAGCUGCUCAGAAGGCGGUUUCCGCUUUAAAGGCUAGCGGAGUCCAAGCACAGAUGGCAAAGCAACAAGAACAAGACCCGACUAACUUAUACAUUUCCAAUUUGCCGCUUUCAAUGGAUGAGCAGGAGCUUGAGAACAUGCUGAAACCAUUUGGGCAGGUUAUCUCUACGAGGAUACUGCGGGACUCGAGUGGGACUAGCCGUGGUGUUGGCUUUGCAAGGAUGGAGUCAACAGAAAAAUGUGAAGCAGUGAUUGCUCAUUUUAAUGGAAAAUUCAUAAAGACACCAGCAGGAGUUUCUGUUCCUGCAGAACCUUUAUUGUGCAAGUUUGCCGAUGGAGGGCAGAAAAAGAGACAGAAUCAGAAUAAAUAUAUACAGAAUGGAAGAGCAUGGCACAGAGAAGGCGAGGUGAGACUUGCUGGAAUGACACUCACGUAUGAUCCAACCACAGCUGCUUUACAAAAUGGAUUUUAUCCGUCACCCUACAGUAUUACAGCAAACAGAAUGAUCACUCAGACAUCUAUUACGCCAUAUAUUGCUUCUCCGGUUUCCACAUACCAGGUUCAAAGUCCUUCUUGGAUGCAGCCUCAACCAUAUAUAAUGCAGCACCCAGGUGCUGUACUGACUCCCUCCAUGGACCACACCAUGUCACUACAGCCUGCGUCGAUGAUAAGCCCUCUGACACAGCAGAUGAGUCAUCUUUCAUUAGGCAGUACUGGAACAUACAUGCCAGCCACAACAGCUAUGCAAGGAGCCUACAUACCCCAAUAUACACAUGUCCAGACAGCAGCGGUUCCUGUUGAGGAAGCCAGUGGUCAACAACAGGUUACAGUAGAGACGUCCAGUGACCAUUCUCCAUAUACGUAUCAGCAAAAUAAGUAACUGUGAGAUGUCCAGUGUUGACCUGGCCUGGAGAAGGGUGCAAAGGCUGAAACAAUCAUGGAUUUUACUGAUCAAUUGUGCUUUAGGAAUUAUUGACAGUUUUGCACAGGUUCUUGAAAAUGUUAUUUAUAAUGAAAUCAACUAAAACUAUUUUUGCUAUAAGUUCUAUAAGGUGCAUAAGAAAAACCUUAAAUUCAUCUAGUAGCUGUUCCCAUGAACAGGUUUAUUUUAGUAAAAAAAAAAAAAUUUUUAUCAAGUGUUAUGACGCAAAAAAAAUAUUCAAAUUUCUGGGUAUGCACAGAUGACCACGAAGACUUAUUCACGUGCAUGACAGAAUUUGUGUUUUGGUUUAUUUUUAUUUUGUUUGUUUCUUUUUUUUUUUUUUUUAAAUUGUAUUAAAUGGGUUUUCUGAAGUUUAAAAUAGUAAAACAUCUAAGAUGAUGUUCUGUGCUUGCAGUGUGUGAGUGUUGCUUUAGUGCAGUGUUGCAGUUAUAGUGUCUGGUCUUUUAGCUUUCUGUUUUUCUUUUAAUGUAGUGUGAAGUGUCUUAUCCUUUUCUAUAAAUUCCAAUUUGCCUUAAAUCUUUCAAUGCUGUAGCUGUUUCAGUAAGUAGUCCAAACUAAUGGUGUAGAAUGCUUUGACCAAAUGAGCUGGUCUAUUAUGCCUUGUAAAACAGCAGCAUAGGGCUUUUAAAGGUAGUCAAUAAAAAUUGCUGAAAAUUUG
Molecule: messenger RNA, 3035 nt
Organism: Aquila chrysaetos chrysaetos
Lineage: Eukaryota; Metazoa; Chordata; Aves; Accipitriformes; Accipitridae
Gene: RBMS1
Product: RNA binding motif single stranded interacting protein 1
Exons: 15
Coding region: 1133-2314 (393 amino acids)
Cellular component (GO): nucleus; cytosol; ribonucleoprotein complex
Molecular function (GO): poly(A) binding; poly(U) RNA binding; mRNA 3'-UTR binding
Source: RefSeq, a predicted model, not a curated record